GACAAUCUGCGACACAAAGAAACAUGCAAUUCAACGAACAUUAUCAGGAUGAUAUAAUGUACAUCACGCAGUUGACGCGUAACGUUCUAGGUUUACUCGGAAUAUGGCCGUCCCUCAACAGAGAAAGAUCCAUCGGCGAGAAGAUUCGCAAGCUUCUACUGAUCAUGAUCUCUUACGCUCUUCUUUAUUGUGUCCUUAUCCCUGGUGUCCUCUUCUGGUUAAUCGAGAAGAGGACGCGCGUCAGAAUUCAGACAAUUCCUUUGAUUUUCUACGGCUUCAUGGCUACCAGUAAAUAUGGCAACUUAAUAUUCCGCGAAAACCAGAUCAAGCGUUGUCUAAAACACAUCGAGGAGGACUGGAAGAACGUAAUGAGUGAGGACGCGCGAGACACGAUGAUCGAAACUGCGAAAACUGGAAGACGUCUAGUUGCACUUUGCGGGGCCUUCAUGUACGGCAGCGGUCUCUCCUUCCGGUCGAUCUUGCCGUUGUCCAAAGGGAAAAUCGUCACCGCACAGAACAUCACCAUCAAGCCUUUGCCUUGUCCGGCUUAUUUCGUUUUCUUUGAUAUACAAGUCAGUCCUGCGUAUGAAAUGAUCUUUUUGAUUCAGUUUCUCUCUGGGAUAGUCACCUAUUCGAUAACGGUAGGUAUGUGCGGUCUCGCGGCCGUUUUCGUGAUGCAUGCUUGCGGCCAGCUGAAGAUUCUGGUGGAGCUAAUGAGAAAUCUCGUUGAGGAACGAUGGAAAGGAAAAGAUGACGUGGAUAGAAGGCUGGCUGAAAUGGUUGAGCAUCAGAUAAGAAUACGAAAUUUUUUGCAACUGGUAGAGCAUACUCUACAACAAGCAUGUUUAAUCGAAUUAAUGGGGUGCACAAUGAUCGUUUGCCUUCUGGGAUAUUGUAUAAUAAUGGAAUGGGAGAAUAGUAAUCCGAUAGCGAUGUGUUCCUACUUUAUUACUAUUACAUCUCUAAUGAUAAACAUGUUCUUGUUUUGUUACACCGGUGAACAGCUCACUGUACAAGCGGAGAAAGUAGCUAGUACAUCGUGUGAGCUUGAGUGGUAUCGUCUUCCGGAUAAAAAGGCGCGUGGGAUAGUGCUAGUGAUGAUUAUGUCCAACUCACCCACGAAGAUCACUGCUGGAAAGAUCAUGGACCUGUCAUUCAAAACAUUUGGUGAUGUCGUUAAAGCAUCUGUGACAUAUUUUAAUAUGCUACGAAAUGUCACCGACUAAACGUUCCCAUUCUGCUUGGCGAAACUACCCAAUGAUAAACAUCGUAUUUUGUGUAUACGUAAUAUAGGUAUGUUAAAUGCAAAAGAAUU
Molecule: messenger RNA, 1315 nt
Organism: Odontomachus brunneus
Lineage: Eukaryota; Metazoa; Arthropoda; Insecta; Hymenoptera; Formicidae
Product: odorant receptor 13a-like
Exons: 5
Coding region: 24-1226 (400 amino acids)
Biological process (GO): detection of chemical stimulus involved in sensory perception of smell; sensory perception of smell
Cellular component (GO): plasma membrane
Molecular function (GO): olfactory receptor activity; odorant binding
Source: RefSeq, a predicted model, not a curated record